AUGAAGAGCCAUGCUCUUUCUGUAGAAAUAGAUAAAGAUCAAAGUUACAAGUAUAAUGAAAAUCAAACAAACAAUAAUAUUGUGGCUCAAGGACUAAGAAUCAUUUCUGUUACUACUACCGGUAAUUAG
Messenger RNA from Dentiscutata erythropus, 129 nucleotides. The record is from the annotation of a GenBank genome assembly. NCBI's taxonomy places the organism in Eukaryota, Fungi, Glomeromycota, Glomeromycetes, Diversisporales, Gigasporaceae.